Stegostoma tigrinum is the source of this 1199-nucleotide messenger RNA. Its product is annotated as zinc finger protein 239-like. Lineage: Eukaryota; Metazoa; Chordata; Chondrichthyes; Orectolobiformes; Stegostomatidae. Gene Ontology annotation, molecular function: DNA-binding transcription factor activity, RNA polymerase II-specific; RNA polymerase II cis-regulatory region sequence-specific DNA binding. The record is from RefSeq and is a predicted model, not a curated record. Bases 382 to 852 code for a protein of 156 amino acids. The transcript has 4 exons. Gene Ontology annotation, biological process: regulation of DNA-templated transcription.
GACGACUUUGUGCAGGGUGAUAGCGAUGGAGGAGCGUUGGUUCAGGCGGCUCCUGGACCGUUAACAAACGGACAGAACGACGGGGCCGCUGCAUUCAGCAUAUGGACGGAAAAGCUUCGUAAAGAUGUUCGGUGCCGGCUCCAGCGGGAGAUUUCCAAAUUGCAGACGGUGAAAUUAUUGAUGGAAUUCUUUGAGGAGUGACUUGUGCUGUGGAUAAAGGGAGCCUGAUGAUCUCUUGUUCUUGGCUUUCCUGAAGGCAUUUCACAAGGUACCAUGGAAAAGGAUAUUAGAAGGAGAGAAUUUACAGUCGGGAAACUGCAACCGAUCAGGAUUUCAGAGUGUCCCAAUUUGGUGUAACCUGAAUCUCGUUGGGUUUUGAACAUGGAAGGAGAAUACACUGUUGACAGCGGUGAGAAACUGUACAUGUGUGACGUGUGUGCACGAGCAUUCAGCCGAUCAUCUGACCUCUCGAAACAUAAACGGAGUCACAAGGAGAAACUGUGGAAAUGUGGGGACUGUGGGAAUGGAUUCAGAUCCUCGACUGAACUGGAAAUUCAUCGGCGCAGUCACACUGGGGAGAAACCAUUCUCCUGCUCUGAAUGUGGCAAGGGAUUCAGUCAGAAAUCCCACCUGCAGAGACACCAGCGAGUUCACACUGGGGAGAGACCAUUCUCCUGCUCUGAGUGUGGGCAGGGAUUCACUAAUUCCUCCAACCUGCUGAUACACCAGCGAGUUCACACUGGGGAGAGGCCGUUCAUCUGCUGUACGUGCGGCAAGGGAUUCACUUUGGCUUCCAGCCUCCAGACUCAUCAACGAAUUCAUACUAGGGAGAGGCUAUUCACCAGCUCCUAGUGUGGGGGGGGGGGAUUCCCUGACACAUGUAGCUUGAUGACACAUUGGUGAAUUCACACUGAUGAGAGAGUGUUUACCUGUUCCUACUGUAGGACAGUGUUGAGUCAAUUCAGAUAAACGACUGUACAUCAGCAGACUGCCUGUGGAGAAGCUGAGUAAGGGGAUUCACUGAAUCUGCCACCUUGUGGACAGUUCACACUGGGGAGAGGCUGUUCACUUUCUCUGUGUCAGGGAAGGGGUUCAUUGAGUUAUGAAAACUGCUGAAAUGUCAGUGAGAUCCUGAGUAACUGCUGUGAUGAAGGAUGUAUAAUUUAUAUAAAUUCCAGUUUGGAAGUUGGCUUUUAUAA